Molecule: messenger RNA, 3632 nt
Organism: Stegastes partitus (bicolor damselfish)
Lineage: Eukaryota; Metazoa; Chordata; Actinopteri; Pomacentridae
Gene: adck2
Product: aarF domain containing kinase 2
Exons: 8
Coding region: 416-2275 (619 amino acids)
Cellular component (GO): mitochondrion
Source: RefSeq, a predicted model, not a curated record
UUGGUGCCAUAGAUAUGUUAGUGCAAUGUUUUCAUAAGUGUUGUGUUUUCAAUGGCAAUGGAUGAUAUUUUGGGCUUCGGACAGUAACGUCAGCUGGUCCACAGUGAGAAAGGCAGCAUUUCGGUUUCCUCUCGUCCACAAGAAGAUGCUAUAACUUCCCAAGGAGCAUAGGUUAAGGUAAUUCACGAACCUGUAGAAAAAUAGAUUCGAUAUUUGAUGUAGUAUUCAUCCAGGUUGCAUCUUUCUGUUAAUCCGCGCCAUAAACUCGCGGAUAUUUACGUGCAGACCACAGAUUUUUUCUGAGUUUGGCGUCAUCUCUUUCUAAUAAUUCUGCGAAAGAGUGUUUCGCACUAUAAGACAAGCACAUGUGGACCACGUCACCUCCUGCGCUGACUGAGAUAACAGACACUUUGACAUGAUGACCACGAUGGUCUUUGCAGCAAGAGGAGUCUUUCUCAACUUGAGGUACACCUUCCAGAAAGCAGGCUCCUUCGCCAGAAUCAGACUCACCCAGAGCUCCAGGGAAUGUUUAUUUAAAAGAGGCCAGAUUUUCGCUCACAUACCCAAGGUUACGCUGUUAUGCUGGGGUGCAGUCAGUGUGUCAUCAUGCAAAGCCAGAUGUCAGGAAGCAACUCUUCCAUCCCAGGUUUCUGACAGAAAAUCUCUUGCCAAACUCCAAGUGCACAAAGUUAUAUUUUUUCUGCGCCUCAGCCUCCGGGCUUUAAUUCUGUUCCUCAAAUUUGGUCCCCUCCUUCUCCUUUCCCCCUUGACUCUGGUGUCGACCCGUUGGGCGUCUUGCUGGCUGGGUGCUCUGCUGUGGGUGACUGAAACCUCCGGUCCUACUUUCAUCAAGCUGGGGCAGUGGGCCAGCACCAGGCGAGACAUCUUCUCUCAAGAGUUUUGCGAACGCUUCUCUAGGCUCCACGUCAAGGUGCGUCCUCACUCCUGGGCCCACACCAAGCAGUGUCUGCGGAGGGCUUUUGGGGAGGGCUGGAAAAGGGUUUUGGUGUUCGACAGCAAAGAGCCAGUGGGCUCAGGAUGCGUGGCCCAGGUGUACCGAGGAUGGGCCAGGGUGGACCAGGUGGAAGACCCGGCUUUCCAGUCACUGGUGGAGGAGAUGGAGAAAGAAGACUUGCUGGAAGCCUGGGAGAUCCCUGGUCUAGGAGGUGUGGCGAGGACUCUGCGGAAACUUUGGAGGGGGAGCAAAGAGGAGGACGAACAUGAGGAGAGACAUCCUCUAGAGGGUCAACAUGAGGAGAGCAGCACAGAGAAGGAGCACCUGAUACCUGUAGCUAUCAAGGUGGUCCAUCCAGGCGUCAGGAGGCAGGUGGAAAUGGAUUUAUUACUUAUGAAAGCAGGCAGUUGGCUUCUGCACUGCCUGCCGGGACUCAAAUGGCUCAGUAUGGUGGAGAUAGUCGAGGAGUUUGAGAAGCUCAUGACCAAACAGAUUGAUCUCCGUUUUGAGGCGAGGAACAUCGAGCGUUUCCGGGAAAAUUUCCGUGAUGUUGAAUAUGUCAAGUUCCCGACUCCGUUACGCCCGUUUGUCACAAGGUCCAUCUUAGUGGAAACUUUUGAAGAGAGUGAGCCCAUUUCUAACUACCUGAACUCUGAGAUUCCAAAGGAGGUGAAGCAGAGAAUCGCCAGGAUUGGAGCAGACACCCUGCUGAAAAUGGUUUUUGUGGAUAACUUUGUCCAUGGAGAUCUCCAUCCUGGCAACAUUCUCGUCCAGCGUCUGGGGCCUCAACCUGGUUCCAGUGAAGGUGCUGGUGUCUCGGGGGAGCAGCAUGGGAAGACCACCCUCACCGACUUGUGGGACACAGUGGUAGUUAGUAUCAGACCAGACCCAUGUCCUUUCCAGCUGGUGCUGCUGGACGCCGGUAUUGUAGCCCAGCUCAGCGACCGCGACCUCGCCAACUUCAGGGCCGUCUUCACAGCUGUGGUGCUGCAUCAGGGUGAGCGAGUGGCAGAGUUGAUUUUGCAUCACGCCCGAGCUAACGAGUGCAGCGACGUGCCGAGGUUUAAAAAGGAGAUGGCCGAGCUGGUGGAACAGGCCCUCUGCAACACCUUCACUCUGGGGAAGGUGCAAGUGGCUGACUUGCUCUCCAGAGUUUUCGGUCUACUCAUCAAACACAAGGUCAAACUGGAGAGUAAUUUUGCCUCUAUUGUGUUUGCCAUCAUGGUGCUAGAAGGUCUGGGCAGGUCACUCGAUCCAAACUUGGACAUCCUGGGUUUGGCCAAACCCCUGCUGCUGAAGAACUGUGCCUCACUGCUCUGAUACACAAACACACAUAGAUGAAGGACAGUGCAUCACAUACAGACACCUGUAUAGUAAGUGUACACACGGGUACCCAGCCCUAUAUGUUGUAUGUAUUUAGUCUAUCUGUAGAUACACUUCAUGGGUACAUCCUCCUAAUGCCAUAAUGAUGGGUGGUCUUGGGUGCAAGAUUCCACUGCGAAUCACAGGAUCAGUCGCCUCUGUACACUUCAGCAAUGUUCAUGCCAUUAUUGCCUCAUUGCAUUUUAUAUUCGUGGGCUUUUCCACUUUGAUCACUCUACAGUCAGGUCCAUAAAUAUUUGCACAUGGACACAAUUAAUGUGCUUUAAGUUCAGACUUUCAGCUUUAAUUUACCGCAUUUGGAUGUAAAUACUCUCAAAUUACAGCUGAAAGUCUGCACUUAAAGCACUUCUUCAUUUUAAAUCCAUUGUGGCGGUGUAAAUUUGUACAUUCCCCCAAUAAAGUAUUCUAUUCUAUAAAGUAUUCUAUUCUAUGAAGUAUUCUAUUCUGUAAAGUAUUCUAUUCUAUAAAGUAUUCUAUUCUAGAGAGCCGAAGUGCUAGAAAUUGUAUCAAUGUCCAAAUACUUAUGGACCUGGCUGUAUCUACUGUCUAGCUGAAGUGCAAACAUUUCACACACUGAAAUCAACUUUGAGGGCCCUUCAGCUCAGCCUAAUGAAUGACAGUAUAUGUGCUUUACACAAAGCACCCCUUGUAGUUUAUUGAGUGCUAAUGGAUGAGUCAGACACAUCGGCAGACGCACAGAUGGCAUCAGAGACCAUUUGUAGUGAUUUAAGAUAUAAAACAAAAUAGUGCUAGAAUCCCUAGUUGAUACUCAGAAGCAUAUUUUUACUUUUUAAUGACUAAUAUUGAUCUCAGGAUGUCCUUUAUCACUCCGUAUUUUAUUGCAUCUUAGGUAAUGUUGUCUAAUGGACCAUAUUUGCUUUAGUGUGAAUCAAAAUGUACUGUAACACUUGCUCUUAUCCACUACACCAACAAUAUCAAGCCUUUGGCUAAUUGUACUCUCAACUGACCUUUGUCUUUUAACUUUAAAUUAAAAUAGUGGGAACACAAUAUGAAUAAUUUAUAUCAAUAAAAAGGGAAUCAAUGCAAAUGUUAUCUUUUUCUUUCCCUUGCUGCCUGUAUACAUUGGUGUUCUCCAAUGCUUUUAAGGUAAACUUUUGCAACUUCAAAGCAGGAAAUUUACAACAUCAAUGGCACGUGAUCCAUUAAUUUACAAUUUUAUUAAAUCUGUCAAUGAAAAACACAGACAAGACGCGAUUCUGUCAAUGUCAUCAGGAAGAACAGUCAGCAUGGCUGAAAGAGUGAGAUCAGGAGGUUUUGGUGCAAAAAAAAAAAA